AUGGAAUUUGUCAAAAACAAUAGAAGAGCUGAACUUCAGCCCAUAGUUGAAUCAGUGCAAGAACGAAUACCAUUGAAUCCGGUGAUUUCAGAGUCAGAAUCAGUCCUGAAAAAGGACGGUUUGAUUAGCGUUUUCAAUUCGCUUCAAAGCUCAGAUCCAUCCGAAGUGUUUAACAAAGGAGAAUAUAAACUGGCAAAAGGACUUCUAAUAGGAAUAGCGCUUGCCGCCAAUAUAGGUGGUAUCGGUACUAUAAUUGGGAAUACAUCAAAUCUUGUUCUCAUGGGGCAAAUUAGGGAGAUUUUCCCCCGUGCCGACACUGGUAUUAAUUUUAUAUCAUGGAUGGUAUUUGCUGUACCAAUUGUUAUUAUUUGUACAUUAGCAGCCUGGCUAACACUAGUUGUUAUUUAUUUACGAAAGGGCCCUAAAGGUGGUUUAAUUAUUAGAGCAAAAAUGCUUGAAAAAUACAACGAAUUACCGUCACUCACAUUUGCGGAGGGAUCCGUUUCGAUUUGCUUUCUUCUAUUAUUUUUGCUGUGGAUUACUCGAGAUUUGCAAUUUAUUAAAGGAUUUAGUGCAUAUUUUAAAAAAGGUUAUGUAACGGAUGCUACGAGUGCGAUGCUUAUUACAGUAUUACUUUUUGCUCUUCCAGAAAAAAGGCCAAACUUUUCCGAAAUGAGACGAAAUAAAGCUGAGAAAAAAGCAAGUCAAAGUUUAUUAGAUUGGAAAACAGUGCAGGCAAAAUUUCCGUGGAGCGUAGUUUUACUUCUCGGAGGUGGUUUUGCUAUGGCAGCUGGUGUACAGGAAUCGAAUCUAAGCUAUAAAAUUGGCGAAGUUUUAGAACAUUUACAAAUAUUUCCUACAAAUAUUAUCAUGAUGAUAUGUAUAUUUAUCACUGUGUUCAUAACAAAUAUAUGCAGUAAUACGGUAACAGCGUCCAUAUUUAUUCCAAUUUUCGCUGGUCUUGCUAAAUCCUUGGAAAUUCAUCCAAUGUAUUUAAUGAUUCCUGUGACCAUUGCAUCCUCACUGGCAUUCACACUGCCUUUAAUCAACAUAAUAAAUAAGUCUUUAGCGAAAAAGAUUCGCAGAUUUCUAAAUAUAAAAAGGAGCUAUUUAUUUGAACUAAAUCGAUUUCCACUAUGGGCUUACACACCGACCGAACUAAUUCUUCACAAUCAAACAUUUUUCGAUCUUUUUAUUAAUGCAACAAACAUUUAA
This is a messenger RNA of Dracunculus medinensis (Guinea worm), 1215 nucleotides long. Lineage: Eukaryota; Metazoa; Nematoda; Chromadorea; Rhabditida; Dracunculidae. The record is from the annotation of a GenBank genome assembly.